AUGAACAAUGGUUGCUUGGAGGAACAAAAUGAUUUCUUCGAGCGACCAUAUAAGGCUAUGAAGAGUCAUCCCAAGCCUUUUUUUAUUACUAGUAAGGUCGAAGACAUCCCAAUUAAUAAGAUUUUGGUAGAUUGCAGCGCAACGGUGAACCUGAUGCUGCAUCACAUUUUAAGGAGAAUAGGUAAAUAUGACGCAGAUACCAAGCCCCAUAACAUGGUACUUUCCAACUAUGAAGGAAAGGUGGGUACCACCCUUGGGGUAAUCCAGGUCGAGCUAACAGUGGGAACUGUCACCAGAUCAACGAUGUUCAUGAUUGUGGAGACAAAGGCCAACUAUAACAUGCUACUUGGAAGCGAAUGGAUAGAUGGAGUAGGAGUUGUACCAUCCUCCAUGCACCAAAGAAUCACCAUCUGGCGGCCAGACAGUAUUAUGGAGAACGUAGAAGCAGACUAG
Molecule: messenger RNA, 453 nt
Organism: Lathyrus oleraceus (garden pea)
Lineage: Eukaryota; Viridiplantae; Streptophyta; Magnoliopsida; Fabales; Fabaceae
Exons: 1
Coding region: 1-453 (150 amino acids)
Source: RefSeq, a predicted model, not a curated record